Messenger RNA from Spinacia oleracea (spinach), 857 nucleotides. Its product is annotated as cell division control protein 2 homolog C. The record is from RefSeq and is a predicted model, not a curated record. NCBI's taxonomy places the organism in Eukaryota, Viridiplantae, Streptophyta, Magnoliopsida, Caryophyllales, Amaranthaceae. Bases 181 to 438 code for a protein of 85 amino acids. Gene Ontology annotation, molecular function: ATP binding; protein kinase activity. Gene Ontology annotation, biological process: protein phosphorylation. The transcript has 2 exons.
UAUAUUGGGGAAAAAGAACCUGGGUUAACGGUCUCUCACUCUCUCCCCCAUAUAUACUCGAUCUUCUUCAUUACUCCGCUCCUCACUGAAAACUGGGGCAUUGAUUUAUCUGAGUUAGGGUUUUUUAUUCUGAAAUUAAAUCAUCUGGUAAAAGUUGAAGAGAGAAAAAAGAGAGCAAAAAUGGAAGCAACAGCAACAGGAAGAGAGAAAAUUGCAUUGUCCGCCAUGGAUGCGUUUGAGAAGCUUGAGAAAGUUGGAGAAGGUACUUAUGGCAAGGUUUAUCGUGCUAGGGAGAAAUCUACUGGGAAGAUCGUUGCUCUCAAGAAGCUCGUCUUCACGAAGACGAUGAAGGUGUUCCUCCUACCACUCUUCGCGAGGUCUCUUUGCUUCGUAUGCUUUCUCGUGAUCAUCAUGUCGUCAGGUAAGAAGAAAAACUAGAGCUGGCAUUUUCAGGAUUAUGUUUUCGGCCUGAACUAUUACUCCGCAUUUUCACAUUCAGAGAAUGCAAACAUUUUCUUUAACAGUUUGGAGAUUUGAGAAACCACUUGACCGAUUUCAUGGAUGAUGCUAAUACUGCAGACAAAUACAGUGCAAACAAGAAGCAGCUCGGUCAAUUAAUUGACAUUUACUGAUCAAUUUAAUUAUAUGAUUUGCCAAAGAGCUAUUCAUUUUCUUGUUCCUUCCAUGAAAUGACUUCUAAAAUACAGAUCAGAGGUAACUGUUAGUAGAAAUGAGUUCAAUUUUUUCAGUGUUGUGUACUGGUUUUGUCAAAUCUGUACUGCUAUAUAUGCAGUUCAGUCAUUUUCCAAACUAAGAUAAGUUUUUGAGAUGAGUUUAUACCAUGGAGAAUCGGAUUA